Messenger RNA from Lasiosphaeria miniovina, 1014 nucleotides. RefSeq lists its product as uncharacterized. The transcript is spliced from 2 exons. Lineage: Eukaryota; Fungi; Ascomycota; Sordariomycetes; Sordariales; Lasiosphaeriaceae. The record is from RefSeq and is a predicted model, not a curated record. Gene Ontology annotation, biological process: poly(A)+ mRNA export from nucleus. Gene Ontology annotation, cellular component: nucleus. Bases 1 to 1014 code for a protein of 337 amino acids.
AUGGCCUACUACAAUAGCAUGAAGGUGCCGGAGCUCAAGAAGCUAUUGAACGAGCGCGGCCUCACACAAGUUGGCAAUAAGGCCGACCUUAUUGUUCGCCUCCAGGACAAUGAUAAAGAGCAACCUAAAUCUGAGGAAGCUCCCGCCGACAAGAAGGAUGUUGCCGCUGAAGAUGAGAUUGACUAUGACGACGAUGACUAUCCCGGCUUUAGCAAGGACAAGAAACAUGAUGUGAACACUAAGAAGGCGGACGAUGCGCCCGCUGUGGCUGCCCCUGCCGCUUCCUCUACCGCUGCUCGCACCUCUACCUCGCCAGUGGUUGCCAAGAGCACCCCUGCGACGUCAACAUCAACCUCUGCGACCAAGACCACCGCCAAAGCUGCUGACUCGGCCGUCAAUGCCCCUGCCCCAGAGUCGAAGACAGCUGAGGCUACCACUGCUGCCCCUGUCACUGCAGCUUUCGAAGCCGGCGCUGAGAAAGACGAAGCCGCGAAACCAACCGAGGCACCAUUUUCACAGCACCUGCCGCCCACCAAUGCUAAGACCGAGGCAGAGAAGCGCGCAGCGCGCGCAGCACGCUUCGGCAUUACCGCCGAUGCGGAAACCAACGAGGCCAAAAAGGCAGCACGGGCCAAUCGCUUUGGCGUGGCUAAUGACCAAAUCUCAGCAAUUGACAGUGCCCUUCCGGACCGUCCCCGCAAGCGUGGUCGCGACCGUGCUGAUGAGGACAAGCAAGAGGUGGAGGAGAAGCGGGUGAAUAAACGACGAUCCAGCGGCGCGCCAGUUGCAGCUCCUCCUACCAACCAGAGCGGCGGCGUCCGGGGUGGACGAAACAAGAACCGACGUGGCGACCGGAACGGCGCUGGCGGAAACGCCCCCAAGGAGGGCAGCAAUGGCCGCGGCGCACGUGCAGACGGACAGAAGAAAGGCCAGGGAAAACCGACGCCUGACAUCAACCCGGCCGAGAAAGCUAAGAUGGAAGCGCGGGCUCAACGGUUCGCAGCCUCUAAGUAG